UGUAACUAGGCUUCCGGAAGUUCUGCGGCAGUUGGAGCCCCUCGAGGGAAGGGAGCCAUUUUAUUUCCUGGUUUGGGAAAGAGUUGCUCAUCAGUUUGUGGGAGAAGCUGUUUGGCUUAAGUUGAUACCACAGUGUCAGAAAAGGCCAAGAUGACGAUGGCCCCAGAUGUCAGACUAGAGUAUCUGGAGGAAGUUGCCUCCAUCGUCCUAAAGUUCAAGCCAGACAAGUGGAGCAAGCUGAUCGGCGCCGAGGAGAACAUGGCCCUGUUCACUGAGUUCUUUGAAAAGCCUGACGUGCUGGUGCUGGUGCUGACGCUCAACGUGGCUGGCAUGGUCAUCCCCUGCCUGGGCUUCCCCGAGUCCCUCAAGUCCAAAGGGGUUUACUUUAUCAAGAAAAAGCCUGAGAACAUCACCAAGGACAACUACAAGGCCCAGCUCCUUUAUGGCGACAUCAGCCCCACACCUGUGGACCAGCUGAUCGUGGUGGUGGAGGAGGUCCUCUAUUCUCUGUUAAACCAAAGCGAGAACAUGGACGGAUGGCCCCAGGUGGUCUCGGAGGACAUCGUGAAGCAGGUCCACAGGCUGAAGAAUGAAAUGUAUGUAAUGAGCGGCAAGAUCAAAGGGAAGACGCUGCUGCCCAUCCCGGAGCACCUGGGCAUCCUGGACGGCACGCUGGAGUCCGUGGAGAGGAUCCCCUCUUCGCUGGACAACUCGCUCCUGCACGCCAUCGAAACCAUCAUCAUUGACUGGUCCCACCAGAUCCGGGACGUGCUGAGCAAAGACUCGGCCCAGGCGCUGCUGGACGGGCUGCACCCCCUGCCCCGGGUGGAGUUUGAGUUCUGGGACACUCAGCUGAUGAACCUCAAAUGCAUCCAUGAGCAGCUAAACAGACCCAAAGUGAACAAGAUUGUUGAGAUCCUAGAGAAAGCCAAGAGCUGCUACUGGCCAGCCCUGCAAAACGUGUACACCAGUGUCACUGAAGGGCUGAAGGAAGCCAGUGACAUUGUGCUCUAUUUGAAGCCCCUACGGAUCCUGCUGGAGGAGAUGGAACAAGCCGAUUUCACGGUGCUCCCCACCUUCAUCGCCAAGGUGCUGGACACCAUCUGCCUCAUCUGGGCCACCUCGGAGUACUACAACACGCCCGUCAGGAUCAUCGUCAUCCUGCAGGAGUUCUGCAACCAAAUCAUUGAGAUGACGCGAACCUUCCUGAGCCCGGAGGAGGUGCUGAAAGGCCUGCAAGGCGAAAUCGUGGAGGUCCUGAGCGGCAUCUCCCUGUCCGUGAACGUGCUGAAGGAGUUCUACCAGAUGUACGACUUCUGCUGCAUGAACAUGAAGCUUUUCUUUAAGGACAAAAAGCCCGAGCCUUGGGAAUUCCCUUCUUCUCUUGCAUUUUCCAGGAUGAAUUCCUUCUUCCACCGUGUCCAGACCAUUGAGGAACUCUAUAAAACAGCAAUUGAGUUUCUGAAGCUGGAGAAAAUCGAGCUUGGGGGCGUGCGUGGGAACCUCCUCGGGAACCUGGUGACCCAGAUCUACGACGAGGUCUUUGAGCUGGUGAAGGUUUUUGCCAACUGCAAAUACGAUCCCUUGGACCCUGGAGACUCGAGUUUUGACCAUGAUUAUGCCAAUUUUGAGAUCAAAAUCCAAGACCUGGAUAGGAGGCUGGCCACGAUCUUUUGCCAAGCGUUUGAUGACUGCUGCUCUAUCGAGUCCUCUGCAAAGCUCCUGUACAUGUGUGGGGGCCUCCUGGAGCGGCCCCUGAUUCUCACUGAGAUGGUGCUCAGGUAUUCAGUCAUGCUGGAGCUGUUUGACGCUGAGCUGGACAACGCCAAGAUCUUGUAUGAUGCCCAGAUGGCGGCCUCCGAGGAGGGGAACAUCCCCCUCAUCCAUAAAAACAUGCCUCCUGUGGCCGGCCAGCUCAAGUGGAGCCUGGAGCUGCAGGAGAGGCUGGAGGUGUCCAUGAAACACCUGAAGUACAUCGAGCACCCGGUCAUGUCCGGUGUGGAGGCCAAGCUGAUAUAUGAGAAGUAUGAUGAGAUGAUGGAGCUGCUGAGGCGCCACCGUGAGAAGGUCUACCAGCAGUGGGUGGUGGGCGUGGACCAGGACUGCCACUUCAACCUGGGGCAGCCGCUGAUUCUGCGGGACGCUGCCAGCAACCUCAUCCAUGUCAACUUCAGCAAAGCGUUGGUAGCAGUUCUGAGAGAAGUCAAGUAUUUGAAUUUCCAGCAACAAAAAGAGAUUCCAGAUAGUGCGGAGAGUCUGUUCUCAGAGAACGAAACCUUCCGGAAGUUUGUGGGCAACUUGGAACUCGUCGUUGGCUGGUAUAAUGAGAUAAAGACUACAGGGAAGGCAGUAGAGUAUCUACUAAUCAAGUCAGAAUUGGAAGCAAUCGAUGUCAAAUUAUCGCGCGCUGAAACGACAUUAUUCUGGAAUGGCGAAGGUGUGUUUCAAUACAUUCAGGAGAUGCGAGAAAUUCUGCACAACCUGCAGAGCAGGAUGCAAAAAGCGAAACAAAAUAUAGAAGGAAUUUCCCAGGCUAUGCAGGACUGUUCGGCCAAUCCGCUGUUUGAAAGAAAGGACAAUAAGAAAGAGGCCCUGUUAGACUUGGAUGGAAGAAUCGCCAACCUCAACAAGCGCUACACAGCAGUGAGGGACGCCGGCGUGAAGAUCCAAGCCAUGGUUGCGGAAAACGCGGAACUGUUCAGGGCGGACACCUCGAGCCUGCCCUGGAAGGAUUAUGUCAAUUACAUUGACGACAUGGUCCUGGCUGAAUUUGAGCAGUUCAUUCGCACGUCGCUGAAUUUCCUGAUGGACAACAUGGUUAUAGACGACAGCAUUGCUCCCCUGUUUGAGAUCCGCAUGGAGCUGGACGAGGAUGGGCUGGCCUUCAAUCCGUCACUGGAGGUGGGCUCGGAGCGCGGCCUCCUGGCGCUGAUCGAAGGCCUGGUCAACGACAUCUACAAUGUAGCCAGGUUCAUCCCCCGGCUGGCCAAGGGCAAGAUGAGCUACAAGACAGACCUGGAAGAUAUCACAGAUCUCAUAGAGAUGAGGGAGGAUGUGUCCAGCCUGGUCGUCAACGCCAUGAAACAGGCCGAGGAGUACCAGGAUUCCUUUGAGAGGUACUCUUACCUCUGGACAGAUGACCUCCAGGAGUUUAUGAAGAACUUCCUGAUCUACGGGUGUGUGCCCACUGCAGAGGACUUGGACACCCGGACAGAUGAUACCAUCCCCAAGACACCACCCACCCUGGCUCAGUUCCAGGAGCAGAUUGACUCCUACGAGAAGCUGUAUGAGGAGGUGUCCAAGUGUGAGAACACCAAGGUGUUCCACGGCUGGCUGCAGUGUGACUGCCGCCCCUUCAAGCAGGCCCUGCUCAGCAUCAUCCGGCGCUGGAGCUUCAUGUUCAAGCAGCACCUCAGCGACCAUGUCACCAACAGCCUGGCUGACCUGGAAGCUUUCAUGAAAGGCGCCAGAAUGGGCCUGACCAAGCCCCUCAAGGAGGGGGACUAUGAUGGCCUGGUGGAAGUGAUGGGGCACCUGAUGAAGGUCAAGGAGAGGCAGGCGGCCACAGACAACAUGUUCGAGCCCCUGAAGCAAACCAUCGAGCUGCUCAAGACCUACGGGGAGGAGAUGCCGGAGGAGCUCCACCUGAAGCUGCAGGAGCUGCCGGAGCACUGGACAAACACCAAGAAGCUGGCCAUCCAGGUGAAGCAGCACGUGGCCCCACUCCAGGCCAACGAGGUCAGCAUCCUGCGGCGGAAAUGCCAGCAGUUCGAGCUCAAGCAGCAUGAGUUCAGGGAGAAGUUCCGACACCAGGCCCCAUUCUCCUUCAGCAACCCCAACCCCUACAAGUCCCUGAAUAAGCAACAAAAGAGCAUCUCAGCCAUGGAAGGCAUCAUGGAGGCGCUGUCCAAGUCCGGGAGCCUGUUUGAGGUCACCAUCCCAGACUACAAGCAACUCAAGGCCUGCCACCGGGAGGUCCGCCUGCUGAAGGAGCUCUGGGACAUGAUCGUCAUGGUAAACACCAGCAUCGAGGACUGGAAGACCACCAAGUGGAAGGAUAUCAACGUGGAGCAGAUGGACAUAGAUUGUAAGAAGUUUGCCAAAGAUGUGAGGUCUUUGGACAAGGAGAUGAAAACUUGGGAUGCCUUCGUGGGGCUUGACAACACCGUGAAAAACAUGAUCACAUCCCUACGCGCCGUGAGUGAGCUGCAGAACCCUGCCAUUCGGGAACGCCACUGGCAGCAGCUCAUGCAGGCCACCCAGGUGAAAUUUAAAAUGUCAGAAGAGACGACCCUGGCAGAUUUACUGCAGCUGAACCUCCACAAUUACGAGGAUGAGGUCCGCAACAUCGUGGACAAGGCCGUGAAAGAGUCCGGCAUGGAAAAGGUGCUGAAAGCCCUGGACAGUACCUGGAGCACCAUGGAAUUCGAGCACGAGCCGCACCCGCGGACAGGCACCAUGAUGCUCAAGUCCAAUGAGGUGCUGGUGGAGACACUGGAGGACAACCAGGUGCAGCUGCAGAACCUGAUGAUGUCCAAAUACCUGGCCCACUUCCUGAGGGAGGUGACGAGCUGGCAGCAGAAGCUGUCCACAGCGGACUCCGUCAUCUCCAUCUGGUUUGAGGUCCAGCGAACCUGGAGCCACCUGGAGAGCAUCUUCAUCGGCUCUGAAGACAUCCGUGCCCAGCUCCCGGAGGACUCCAAGCGCUUUGAUGACAUCGACCAGGAAUUCAAGGCCUUGAUGGAAGAUGCGGUGAAAACACCCAACGUGGUGGAAGCCACCAACAAACCCGGCCUCUACGAUAAACUGGAGGCCCUGAAGAAGAGCUUGGCCAUCUGUGAAAAGGCUUUGGCAGAGUAUUUAGAGACGAAAAGACUGGCCUUCCCCAGGUUUUAUUUUGUCUCCUCGGCUGACCUCCUGGACAUUCUCUCCAACGGCAAUGACCCCGUGGAGGUGAGCCGUCACCUGUCCAAACUCUUCGAUAGCCUUUGUAAACUCAAGUUCCAGCUCGAUGCCAACCACGAGCCUCUCAAGGUGGGCCUGGGAAUGUACAGCAAGGAGGAUGAGUACGUGGAUUUUGAUCAGGAAUGUGACCUCUCGGGGCAGGUGGAAGUGUGGCUGAAUCGAGUACUGGACCGAAUGUGCUCUACCCUCCGGCACGAAAUCCCGGAAGCUGUGGUGACCUAUGAGGAGAAGCCGAGGGAGCAGUGGAUCCUGGACUACCCGGCCCAGGUGGCCCUGACUUGCACCCAGAUCUGGUGGACGACCGAGGUGGGCCUGGCGUUUGCCAGGCUGGAGGAAGGCUAUGAAAACGCUAUCAAAGAUUACAACAAAAAGCAGAUUAGCCAGCUGAAUGUACUCAUCACACUGCUCAUCGGGAACCUCAACGCUGGGGACAGGAUGAAGAUCAUGACCAUCUGCACCAUCGACGUGCACGCACGGGACGUGGUGGCCAAAAUGAUCAUGGCCAAGGUGGAGAGUUCUCAGGCCUUCACCUGGCAGUCCCAGCUCCGGCACCGCUGGGACGAAGAGAAGCGACACUGCUUUGCCAACAUCUGUGAUGCCCAAAUCCAGUACUCCUACGAGUAUCUGGGCAACACGCCGCGGCUGGUCAUCACCCCGCUCACUGACCGAUGCUACAUCACCCUGACCCAGUCCUUGCAUCUGAUCAUGGGUGGAGCCCCCGCUGGUCCCGCUGGGACGGGCAAGACUGAGACGACCAAGGACCUGGGCAGAGCGCUGGGCACCAUGGUCUACGUCUUCAACUGCUCUGAGCAGAUGGACUACAAGUCCUGCGGAAAUAUCUACAAGGGGCUGGCCCAGACAGGAGCCUGGGGCUGCUUUGAUGAGUUUAAUCGCAUCUCAGUGGAAGUCUUGUCUGUGAUUGCUGUGCAGGUAAAGUGUGUCCAGGAUGCAAUUCGAGCCAAGAAAAAAACAUUCGAUUUCCUGGGAGAGACCAUCGGCCUCAUUCCCACCGUCGGCAUCUUCAUUACCAUGAACCCUGGGUACGCCGGCCGUGCAGAGCUGCCUGAGAACCUAAAAGCCUUAUUCAGGCCCUGUGCCAUGGUCGUCCCUGACUUUGAGCUGAUCUGCGAGAUCAUGCUGGUGGCUGAGGGCUUUCUGGAAGCCCACCUCCUGGCCAGGAAGUUCAUCACCCUCUACACCUUGUGCAAGGAGCUGCUCUCGAAGCAGGAUCAUUACGACUGGGGCCUGCGGGCCAUCAAGUCUGUGCUGGUGGUGGCAGGCUCCCUGAAGAGGAGUGACCCCAGUCGGGCUGAGGACCAGGUGCUCAUGCGGGCACUGAGAGACUUCAACAUCCCCAAGAUCGUGACCGACGACCUGCCCGUGUUCAUGGGGCUGAUCGGGGACCUCUUCCCAGCUCUGGACGUGCCUCGGAAGCGAGACCUGAAUUUUGAAAAGAUCAUCAGGCAGAGCAUCGUGGAGCUCAAGCUGCAGGCGGAGGACAGCUUCGUGCUGAAGGUGGUGCAGCUGGAGGAGCUGCUGCAGGUCCGGCACUCGGUGUUCGUCAUCGGGAAUGCAGGCAGCGGCAAAUCCCAGGUCCUCAGAUCCCUCAACAAGACCUAUCAGAACUUGAAGCAGAAGCCCGUGGCCGUGGACCUGGACCCCAAGGCUGUCACCUGCGAUGAGCUCUUUGGGGUCAUCAACCCAGCGACCAGGGAAUGGAAAGAUGGCCUCUUCUCCACCAUCAUGCGGGACCUGGCUAACAUCACCCAUGACGGCCCCAAGUGGAUUGUCCUUGAUGGGGACAUAGACCCCAUGUGGAUCGAGUCUCUCAACACCGUCAUGGAUGACAACAAGGUCCUCACCCUGGCCAGCAAUGAGCGGAUCCCACUGAACCGUACCAUGAGGCUGGUGUUUGAAAUCAGCCACCUGAGGACGGCCACCCCAGCCACUGUCUCCAGAGCAGGCAUCCUCUACAUCAACCCGGCCGACCUGGGAUGGAACCCGGUGGUGAGCAGCUGGAUUGAGAGGCGCAAAGUGCAGUCGGAGAAGGCCAACCUGAUAAUCCUUUUCGACAAGUACCUGCCCACCUGCCUGGACAAGCUGCGCUUUGGGUUCAAGAAGAUCACGCCGGUGCCGGAGAUCACGGUGAUCCAGAUGAUCCUGUACCUGCUGGAGUGCCUGCUCACGGAGAAGAGUGUGCCUCCCGACUCCCCCAAGGAGCUGUACGAGCUGUACUUCGUGUUCGCCUGCUUCUGGGCCUUCGGUGGCGCCAUGUUCCAGGACCAGCUUGUAGAUCAUCGAGUGGAAUUCAGCAAAUGGUGGAUCAACGAGUUUAAGACCAUCAAGUUCCCCUCACAAGGAACCAUUUUCGACUACUACAUCGAUCCCGACACUAAAAAGUUCCUGCCCUGGACAGAUAAAGUGCCCUCCUUUGAGCUGGAUCCCGAUGUCCCUCUGCAGGCCUCUUUGGUCCACACUACGGAAACCAUCCGCAUCCGCUACUUCAUGGACCUGCUCAUGGAGAAGUCCUGGCCGGUGAUGCUGGUGGGAAACGCCGGGACGGGCAAGUCGGUGCUGAUGGGGGACAAGCUGGACAGCCUGAACACGGACUACUACCUGGUGCAGGCGGUGCCCUUCAACUUCUACACGACCUCUGCCAUGCUGCAGGGGGUACUGGAGAAGCCGCUGGAGAAGAAGUCGGGGAGGAACUACGGGCCGCCAGGCACCAAGAAGCUGAUCUACUUCAUUGACGACAUGAACAUGCCUGAGGUGGACAAGUACGGGACGGUGGCCCCGCACACCCUCAUCCGGCAGCACAUUGACCACCGGCACUGGUAUGACAGACAUAAGCUGACGCUGAAAGAUGUCCAUAACUGUCAGUACGUGGCCUGCAUGAACCCCACUGCCGGCUCCUUCACCAUCGACCCCAGGCUUCAGCGCCACUUCUGUGUGUUUGCUGUGAGCUUCCCUGGCCAGGAGGCCCUCACCACCAUCUAUAGCACCAUCCUAACGCAGCACCUGGCCUUCCGCUCUGUCUCCAUGGCUACUCAGAGAAUAAGCAGCCAGCUGGUGGCUGCAGCCCUCGCUUUGCAUCAGAAAAUUGCAGCAACAUUUCUUCCCACGGCCAUUAAGUUUCAUUAUGUCUUCAACCUCAGGGACCUCUCCAAUAUUUUCCAGGGACUCUUAUUUUCCAUGGCAGAAGUUCUGAAAACCCCACUGGACCUUGUCCGCCUUUGGCUACAUGAGGCUGAACGAGUGUAUGGUGACAAAAUGGUUGACGAAAAAGACCAGGAAAUACUGCGCAGAGUCACCAUGGCCUCCACCAAGAAGUUCUUUGAUGAUCUUGGUGAAGAGCUCUUAUUUGCCAAGCCAAAUAUCUUCUGCCACUUUGCUCAAGGGAUUGGCGAUCCCAAAUACGUCCCUGUAACUGAUGUGGCUCAUCUGAACAAGCUGCUGGUGGACGUCCUGGACAGCUACAAUGAAGUUAAUGCGAUCAUGAAUUUGGUGCUGUUUGAGGAUGCCAUGGCUCACGUCUGCAGGAUUAAUCGCAUCCUGGAGUCUCCCCGGGGGAACGCCCUGCUGGUAGGCGUGGGCGGCAGUGGCAAACAGAGCCUCUCCCGCCUGGCGGCAUACAUCAGCGGCCUCGAUGUGUUCCAGAUCACCCUCAAGAAGGGCUAUGGGAUCUCCGACCUCAAGGUCGACCUCGCUGCUCAGUACAUAAAGGCUGCCGUGAAGAACGUCCCCUCGGUGUUCCUGAUGACAGACUCCCAGGUGGCUGAGGAGCAGUUUCUGGUGCUGAUCAAUGACCUGUUGGCCUCAGGAGAGAUCCCCGGGCUGUUCACGGAGGAUGAGGUGGAGAACAUCAUCUCCUCCAUGCGACCCCAAGUCAAGUCCCUCGGCAUCACCGACACCCGGGAAGAGUGUUGGAAAUUCUUCAUCGAGAAAGUGCGCAGACAGCUCAAGGUGAUCCUGUGUUUCUCCCCUGUGGGCUCCGUGCUGCGGGUACGAGCCAGAAAAUUCCCAGCUGUGGUCAACUGCACGGCCAUCGACUGGUUCCACGAGUGGCCAGAAGAUGCCCUGGUGUCCGUCAGCGCACGCUUCCUGGAGGAGACCGAGGGAAUUCCACGGGAAGUCAAGGCCUCCCUCAGCUUUUUCAUGUCCUAUGUGCACACCACCGUCAAUGACAUGUCCAAGGUGUACCUGGCUACUGAGAGACGCUACAACUACACCACGCCCAAAACCUUUCUGGAGCAGAUCAAGCUGUACCAGAACCUGCUGGCCAAGAAGAGAACAGAGCUGGCUGCCAAAGUCGAGAGGCUGGAGAACGGCCUGAUGAAGCUGCAGAGCACGGCUUCCCAGGUGGAUGACUUGAAAGCCAAGCUGGCGAUUCAAGAGGCUGAGCUCAAGCAGAAGAAUGAGAGUGCAGAUAAAUUGAUCCAGGUGGUCGGCAUCGAGACCGAGAAGGUCAGCAAAGAGAAGGCUAUUGCUGACGAGGAAGAAGUGAAAGUCGAGGUCAUUAAUAAGCCCCCAGCCCGCAGCGGCAGCCUUACUAGGAGAUUGCGAGAAAUGCAGGUUCUCAGGCACCAGCUCAGCUCUGCUGAAUGGGGCCUGCAUGUUAACAAGAUGGCCUCAAGCUGUGACCAUGGAGGGGUUGAGAAGACCUCACUGGAGCCUGGUCCUCGGAUGUGCCGCUCUGGACCCCCACAGAGGAAUGUCACUGAGAAGCAAAAGGCUUGUGAAACGGACCUGGCCAAAGCGGAACCGGCCCUGCUGGCCGCGCAGGAGGCUCUGGACACUCUGAAUAAGAACAACCUGACAGAGCUGAAGUCCUUCGGGUCCCCCCCGGACGCUGUGGUCAACGUCACCGCUGCUGUCAUGAUCCUGACGGCACCCGGGGGCAAGAUCCCCAAGGACAAGAGCUGGAAGGCAGCCAAGAUCAUGAUGGGCAAGGUGGACACCUUCCUAGACUCCCUGAAGAAGUUUGACAAGGAGCACAUCCCCGAGGCCUGCUUGAAGGCCUUCCAGCCCUAUCAAGGCAACCCGACGUUUGACCCUGAGUUCAUCCGCUCCAAGUCCACGGCCGCUGCCGGCCUGUGCUCCUGGUGUAUCAACAUCGUUCGCUUCUAUGAGGUCUACUGUGACGUGGCACCCAAGAGGCAGGCCCUGGAGGAGGCCAAUGCAGAGCUGGCAGAGGCUCAGGAAAAGCUGUCCCGGAUCAAAAACAAGAUUGCUGAACUUAAUGCCAACCUGAGCAACCUGACCUCAGCGUUUGAAAAAGCAACAGCUGAGAAAAUCAAGUGUCAGCAAGAGGCCGAUGCCACGAACAGGGUGAUCUCACUGGCAAACAGGCUGGUGGGAGGAUUAGCAUCAGAAAACGUCCGCUGGGCUGAGUCUGUGGAGAGCUUCAAAAGACAGGGGAUCACGCUGUGUGGGGACGUCCUGCUCAUCUCAGCCUUCGUGUCCUACGUGGGCUACUUCACCAAGAAAUACCGAAACGAGCUGAUGGAGAAAUUUUGGAUCCCUUACAUACAUAACUUAAAGGUCCCCAUCCCGAUCACCAAUGGCCUGGAUCCCUUGAGCCUGCUGACAGAUGAUGCGGAUGUGGCCACUUGGAACAACCAGGGCCUCCCCAGUGACCGCAUGUCCACUGAGAACGCCACCAUCCUGUGCAACACCGAGCGCUGGCCGCUGAUCGUGGACGCCCAGCUCCAAGGAAUCAAGUGGAUCAAAAACAAGUAUGGGAGUGAACUGAGAGCCAUCCGCCUGGGACAGAAGAGCUACCUGGACGUCAUCGAGCAGGCCAUCUCAGAAGGGGACACCUUGCUCAUUGAGAACAUCGGUGAAACCGUGGACCCUGUGCUGGACCCGCUGCUCGGCAGGAACACGAUUAAAAAGGGAAAGUACAUUAAGAUCGGCGACAAGGAGGUAGAGUACCACCCCAAGUUCCGCCUGAUCCUGCACACCAAGUACUUCAACCCGCACUACAAGCCGGAAAUGCAGGCCCAGUGCACCCUCAUCAAUUUCCUGGUCACCAGGGACGGACUGGAGGACCAACUCUUGGCUGCUGUGGUGGCCACAGAGCGCCCAGAUCUAGAACAGCUGAAGGCGAACCUCACCAAGUCUCAAAACGAAUUUAAGAUCAUUCUGAAAGAGCUGGAAGAUUCGCUCCUGGCCCGUCUGUCGGCUGCGUCGGGGAACUUCCUGGGAGACACGGCCCUGGUGGAGAAUCUGGAGACCACCAAGCACACGGCCAUUGAGAUCGAGGAGAAGGUGGUGGAGGCAAAAAUUACAGAAGUUAAAAUCAACGAAGCAAGAGAGAACUACCGCCCAGCCGCGGAGAGGGCAUCUCUGCUCUACUUCAUCCUGAACGACCUCAACAAAAUCAACCCCAUCUACCAGUUCUCCCUCAAGGCCUUCAACAUCGUGUUUGAGAAAGCCAUCCAGAGGACCACCCCUGCCAGCGACGUGAAGCAGCGGGUGACCAACCUGACAGAUGAGAUCACCUACUCCGUCUACAUGUACACAGCCCGGGGGCUCUUCGAGAGGGACAAACUCAUUUUCCUGGCACAAGUUGCAUUUCAGGUCUUGUCCAUGAAGAAGGAGCUGAACCCGGUGGAGCUGGAUUUCCUUCUGCGGUUCCCUUUUAAGUCUGGGGUGGUCUCACCGGUGGACUUCCUGCAGCACCAAGGCUGGGGUGGGAUCAAGGCCCUCUCGGAGAUGGAUGAGUUCAAAAACCUGGACAGUGACAUCGAAGGAUCUGCCAACCGCUGGAAGAAGCUGGUGGAGUCGGAAGCCCCCGAGAAGGAGAUCUUCCCCAAGGAGUGGAAGAACAAGACGGCGCUGCAGAAGCUGUGCAUGGUGCGCUGCAUGAGGCCGGACCGCAUGACCUACGCCGUCAAGAACUUCGUGGAGGAAAAGAUGGGCAGCAAGUUUGUGGAAGGCCGGAGUGUCGAGUUUUCUAAGUCCUACGAGGAGAGCAGUCCCUCCAUGCCAAUUUUCUUCAUCCUCUCCCCAGGGGUUGACCCCUUGAAAGACGUGGAAGCCCUGGGAAAAAAACUAGGAUUUACCAUAGACAAUGGAAAACUCCAUAAUGUGUCCCUGGGGCAGGGACAAGAGGUGGUGGCCGAGAAUGCCCUGGACGUGGCUGCAGAGAAGGGACACUGGGUCAUUCUGCAGAACAUCCACCUGGUGGCCCGGUGGCUGGGCACACUGGACAAGAAGCUGGAGCGCUACAGCAAUGGCAGCCACAAGGACUACCGAGUGUUCAUCAGCGCAGAGCCUGCGCCCAGCCCCGAGACCCACAUCAUCCCCCAGGGCAUCCUGGAGAACUCCAUCAAGAUCACCAAUGAGCCCCCCACAGGCAUGCAUGCCAACUUGCACAAGGCCCUGGACCUGUUCACCCAGGACACCCUGGAGAUGUGCACCAAGGAGAUGGAGUUCAAGUGCAUCCUCUUCGCCCUGUGCUACUUCCACGCCGUGGUGGCAGAGAGGCGCAAGUUCGGUGCCCAGGGCUGGAACCGGUCGUACCCCUUCAACAACGGGGACCUCACCAUCUCCAUCAAUGUGCUCUACAACUACCUGGAGGCCAACCCCAAGGUGCCCUGGGAUGAUCUCCGAUACCUUUUUGGUGAAAUCAUGUAUGGUGGCCACAUCACAGACGACUGGGACCGCCGGCUGUGCAGGACCUACCUGGCCGAGUACAUCCGAACAGAGAUGCUGGAGGGAGAAGUCCUGCUGGCCCCUGGCUUUCAAAUCCCCCCCAACCUGGACUACAAGGGUUACCAUGAAUACAUCGAUGAGAACCUGCCCCCUGAGAGUCCCUAUCUGUAUGGCUUGCACCCCAACGCAGAGAUUGGCUUUCUGACGGUCACCUCGGACAAGCUGUUCCGUACCGUCCUGGAAAUGCAGCCCAAAGAGACCGACUCGGGGACUGGCACAGGGGUGUCCCGCGAGGAGAAGGUGAAGGCUGUGCUGGAGGACAUCCUGGAGAAGAUUCCAGAGACUUUCAACAUGGCUGAGAUCAUGGCAAAGGCAGCUGAAAAGACCCCCUAUGUGGUAGUCGCCUUUCAAGAAUGUGAAAGAAUGAACAUCCUGACCAACGAAAUGCGCCGCUCACUGAAGGAGCUGAACCUAGGGCUGAAGGGAGAACUGACCAUCACGACCGACAUGGAAGACCUGUCCACGGCUCUCUUCUAUGACACCGUGCCUGAGACGUGGGUGGCCCGGGCCUACCCCUCUAUGAUGGGCCUGGCAGCCUGGUACGCAGAUCUGCUGCUCCGCAUCAGGGAACUCGAGGCUUGGACAACAGACUUUGCCCUGCCCACCACUGUGUGGCUGGCUGGCUUCUUCAACCCCCAGUCCUUCCUCACGGCCAUCAUGCAGUCCAUGGCCAGGAAGAAUGAGUGGCCCCUGGACAAGAUGUGUCUGUCUGUGGAAGUGACCAAGAAAAACCGGGAAGACAUGACCGCUCCCCCUCGAGAGGGCUCCUAUGUGUACGGACUCUUCAUGGAAGGGGCUCGCUGGGACACCCAGACCGGAGUCAUCGCUGAAGCGCGGCUGAAGGAGCUGACGCCGGUCAUGCCUGUCAUCUUCAUCAAGGCCAUUCCUGUGGACCGCAUGGAGACCAAGAACAUCUAUGAGUGUCCCGUGUACAAAACACGCAUCCGCGGCCCCACCUAUGUCUGGACCUUUAACCUGAAGACCAAAGAGAAGGCGGCGAAGUGGAUCCUGGCAGCUGUGGCGCUGCUCCUACAGGUUUAGCUCGCUCCUGGGUCCUGCCUACAACUAUUCUUUACAGGAACUGGUGGUGGUUUUUUGUUCUCUUAAAUAAUCAGGGUGCUUUGUAACCAAGCGCGUCUACACUAAACAGAGGGUGAAAAGGUGGGGCAGAUUAAAGUGGAGCCACUCA
Molecule: messenger RNA, 13873 nt
Organism: Callithrix jacchus (white-tufted-ear marmoset)
Lineage: Eukaryota; Metazoa; Chordata; Mammalia; Primates; Cebidae
Gene: DNAH17
Product: dynein axonemal heavy chain 17
Biological process (GO): microtubule-based movement
Cellular component (GO): dynein complex
Molecular function (GO): dynein intermediate chain binding; dynein light intermediate chain binding; ATP binding
Source: RefSeq, a predicted model, not a curated record